CUAUAGCACUAGAGAGCACACUAGAGAGCUUGACCUUGCGCUGCUAACUGAAAUGUAGGAUGGAUUCCUUCGUCACUCUUUGACAAAGCAGGAUAAGAAGUACUUCUGGUAACAUGCUUGGAAUGGUGGAGUGCUCACAUUUUUAUUUGAGAAAUAGAGAGCCAAAAAACAGCUAAGAGCAUUGAAGCGCUGACUAUUUUCAAUAGAGGAAAGAUAAACAGUCAGAUGGAGAUGGAGACAAGCACAAUGCCUCCAAAGGCCCCGAGGCUCACAGUAGAAAAAGACGCACUCCCAUCCCCGGUACUGGAGAUCAUUGGAGGGAUCACUCUUGAGGCCCUCCAGACUCUGGAGGAUCCUGAAGAAAGAGACGUGUGGUCGAUGGAGGAGGGAGAUGACUCCGUGUUCUACAGUGAGGAGGACCGAGCUCAUCAGGAAACAAAAGCAAACACAUCUUGUGGUUUUGGUGCCGACGGCUGCAAGCUCCUUGUCAACUGUAUGGCAGCUGAGGAUGAGGAUGAUACGGAGGACGAAUCCAUUAUGGACGAAGAAAUCGCAGAGUUGGAGACGGAAGUGACUCAGCGGGUCAUUCUGACUGAGCAAGAAGAGAAGCAACAAGAGCUCCAGAAACCAAAAACUGUACCUAUGGAUCAGUCAGAUCCUGCAGAACCAGGAGCAGAGUCUAAUCCAGCUCCAGAGAAGUCAGCGAGCACCUGUGGAGAAUCUCUAAACUGCACAAUUACAGACAUGCAAACACAGCAAAACAUAUCAGCAGAAAAAGUGAAUCUGCCAGUUGAAAAAGAAGAAGUGACCCCAAAACUUGAACCCUUGUAUGAAACCGACGGGGAGCGUUAUACGAGGCUGAGCGGGGAGGCGGACGUCCCAGAGCAGAAUUCUAGUGCUCAACUCCAGAUGUCAGGUGACAGGCAGCUUCAGGUGGAGCCAGAGCAGGACCAGGACUUCGAUGUCCCUGUGGGGUUUCAUAAGAACUCCAGUUCAGGCUGUUCCACUCUGCCUCUGCCGAAGAAAUCCUUCAACCACCUCUCUCCCUCCAAAUACGACACCCUGUCCUACCGCAAGAUCCGCAGAGGCAACACCCGCCAGAAGAUAGAGGAGUUUGAGUACAUGGUCGUGAAUUUAUAAGAUGAUGGAUUUUGAGCUCUUUUAAGGAAAAUGAAAACUGCUGAACGGGAUCCAUAACAAAGCUGACAUCUAUGCCAUGUGGCACACAGUUUACAUACUUAUUUGUUCUAAAAUCUCUGAUGUAACUCUCCAGGUGACACACGAUUUCCAAAUGAGUGCUAUUUAUAUCUGUUGUGUAGUAUCUGAUGGGGGAGCAAGGCCCAACAACCAUGUCAUAUCUAAGAUGUACUUUGUGUUUUGAGUUGAUGGUUUUAGGAUGAAAACAUCUCGUUAUGUAAGACAGGUAUUUGAGCAGAUUACAUAAAUAAGACGCUCAGGGAUUUAUAAUCCUACUAAUAACUAAAACAUUGUUUGGUAUUAGCGCUGCGGUAUCUUAACCUCUAGUAAUGAGGGUAAGAAUGUUCAAGUGAUUACCUAAACAUACAUACUUACAUGUCCUAAAGGCUGGUGGAUAAAAACAUAAUAAAGUGAUACAUGCUAUUAAAUCUUUAUCUCCAUCGUUAUAUUUUUAGUUUCUUAAUCAAAUCCAUUUCUAUCAGUGCGUGGUGAAGGGGUUUGAUAACGGGUCACAACAUCAUGACAUCACAGCACAGGUUUAUUGCAUGUUUUGAACAACACUUCCCUCUAGUGACAAGAAGAAAUAUAUACAAAAGGGACAGUUUAAAAAAAAAAAAAAAAAAACUACACCUAAAUAAUGCUUAAAACCAUAGAAGCAGCUGUUUCAACCACGUGCCUCAUCAAACAUAAAAGUAAAUGACAUCUAGAAAAGAUGUGUUUUAAUGCUAAUACAUUCUACAUGGCAGCCAAAUAAACUCAAUCAGUCCCCGCAGAGCAAACAAAGAAAGAAAAAUCACUUUUUUCCUCUCACAUCUAAGAGUCACUGUGUAAUCUUUGGCAGUGUGAUGAAAUGGAGUGUUCUUCUGU
Molecule: messenger RNA, 2064 nt
Organism: Anarrhichthys ocellatus (wolf-eel)
Lineage: Eukaryota; Metazoa; Chordata; Actinopteri; Perciformes; Anarhichadidae
Exons: 2
Coding region: 226-1140 (304 amino acids)
Biological process (GO): actin filament organization; regulation of cell shape
Molecular function (GO): actin filament binding
Source: RefSeq, a predicted model, not a curated record